Gongylonema pulchrum is the source of this 252-nucleotide messenger RNA. The record is from the annotation of a GenBank genome assembly. NCBI's taxonomy places the organism in Eukaryota, Metazoa, Nematoda, Chromadorea, Rhabditida, Gongylonematidae.
AUGAGCAUUUUACUUUACCGACCACCGGCAAAAAUUGAUGGUAAAUUUGCAGCAACUUCCUUGGUUAUAUCGUUUGCUAUUUUGCUAGUGCAGUGCGGCAGCGAGAAGAAACCGAAAUAUGAAAUAACAAAUUCGAUGCGUACCAUUGCUACACCAGCAAUGCCAAUGUCACCCAGCUCACCACCACAGCUUCAGCCUAUGAGCCCCAGCCAGCAGCUUGUAACACCAGCACCCGAACAACAAACACCUGCA